Molecule: messenger RNA, 2340 nt
Organism: Mycena indigotica
Lineage: Eukaryota; Fungi; Basidiomycota; Agaricomycetes; Agaricales; Mycenaceae
Product: DEAD-domain-containing protein
Exons: 13
Coding region: 1-2340 (779 amino acids)
Biological process (GO): anaphase-promoting complex-dependent catabolic process; protein K11-linked ubiquitination; positive regulation of mitotic metaphase/anaphase transition
Cellular component (GO): anaphase-promoting complex; nuclear periphery
Source: RefSeq, a predicted model, not a curated record
AUGAGUAGCUUUUCGUCGUUGGCGACUGUUCGUCUGCCGUCGGUCUGUCGACUCCUUGAAUCUGCAUGUUGCCCUGACAAGGACCUAUUGGUUUUGGUUUCUCGUCUUGGUGGUCGAGAUCGUAUCAGCCUCUGGAAAAUGAAUGGCGCGAAAGCUUGGGAAGUCGAUGUUGCAGCUGACAACAACUCAAGCGAUCAUGUUGUUGGCCUUGCUUGGAGUCCAGAUGGACAAAGCAUUGCUGUAGUUCAUGACCCUCCUCGGGUAACCCUUCAUUCCCUUCAGGAUGGCCAUGAAGAACGCACUCUCUCAAUUCCAACAAGUGACCGUGUGAAGAACGUCUGGUGGUUUCGCGCAGAAAAGACUGUCGAAGUCAAAGCCGUACCUGAUAUCCUCAAAAGAAAUGGAUUGAUACCAGGAUCAUCGCACUCGAUUCUCAAGACAUUACCCCUCCUUGAUAGUCUCCAAGAAGAUUCGCAAAAGCUCACUGCGACCGAUUUAUUUGCCUUUCAAGGGUCACAUACGAAGUCGAACCAGAAGACACCUCUCCCAGAGGUGAUCAAUACCUGGCCCAUCUUAGAUUCCGAUCCUGCAGUCGCCUCGAUGAGCUCCAGAGUAAAGCCAGUCGAUUCAACCAAUAAGCAUUUGGAUGUCCCGGAUGAAGCCAACCUGGAUAGUAUUUUGGUCGUGACAGACGAUUCUGGUCGGGCCCAUUUCUUUCUUGACGGAAGCUAUAACCUCGGGGCAAUCCACCUGGGCGCAAAUAUUUCCAUUCCUUCGCUUUCCAAAGUCCCACAAGAACCCGAUUUCAUCGUUCAUGUCCAGUCCGCUGCUCAUGAUCUUUCCUCGACUCCCCUCUCUCCGCGCUACCUCAAAUUACCCAUGCUGAAGCAACGUUAUGUCCGCGACAUGGCUAGAUUAUCCACAACGUCACGAGAACUCGUCUGGUAUUGCAUGCGUGUGGUUAAAGAAAUGCGAGUUGCCUGGUUUGGAUCAGAAAAUCUUAGUGGAGCUAGGGAAAUUGGGCCUCAAUUCAUACGUUCACUGGAGAACAGGCAAACCGAGCACUUCGGUCAGCAAGAGCCGACGGCAAUACUUGAUCUAACAUACCUUCUUCUGACGAGGCGCGGCUCUGAGUCGCUGAACGACUUCCUUGGCAGUGGUGACCAGAUGAGCGAACGGGGUAUUCAAAAAUGGGAGUCCUCGAUGACAGAGGCUUUGACAAAGCUACGAGACUACUCGGAGAAGCGAGUGGCUCCAGCGUGUCAAAGAUUGCAUCUUGUCCUUGAAGAGGCCCUCGGUUGGUCGAUGUUAGCAAUUUUCAUUGCGACAUGGCUGGCAGCUAUUGCGCGUCGGGAACUUUUCAGAUUCAAGGAAUUCAUCACGUGGCUUCGUGAUGCGAUAUCGUUUACCACAUUAACCGGUGACUUCCAGUAUCAGCAUCGUCACGAUACACUAGAAGUUAACAACUACUUGACCGCUGGCUUGGUCGUCAGCUCCAUCGACAAAUGGUUCAUGGGUCCAGUUCCACAAUUCAAUCCUCAAGAUUUCGGAGUUCUUGCUGGAGUGCCUGAUUUAAGAUCUGCCCUCGACCGAGUCUACACUCCGCUGGACCCAGCCGCUAUCGCGUCACAAAAUGACCUGAAUCAUUUGGACCGAAAUUUGGAUGCUUUAAUACAGGAAAUAGCCACCAGAUGCCAACGAAUAUUCGACCGUGCAGCGGGGGCGACAUCACGGUAUGCUUCAAUUUCGGCCCAACAAAGCCAGGCGACAGCAGCGAGGCUUCCCCAAAUGGCCAUUCGUGAGCGGAUGAUUUCAGAGGAUAGUGGCUUUGUUGAAUAUCUCGUUUCGCACACCCGAGCGGAAUCGUCAGAUCGGACAUUGUUGUGUUUAGCGCGACUACGCUUCGAUGGUGAUACUUCGCACAAGCCCUCCGUCGGCGUUGUGCUUCUGGAUGGAACUCUUCCUGGAGAAGGCAAGGCAGUAAUCGUCGAUGCCCAGUUCUUCGACGACCAGUUACUCGUGGUUGUCUACCGCGUUUCAGACGUGCCAUUCAUGGCGACGGUGGGUUACAGUGAACUAGACUAUGAAGAAUUGGAUCCAGAAGGGUAUACGACGCGCGAAGAUGUGAUGCAGCGAGCCCUUGAAAUGGAACAAGGCCAACUUGCUCCGAUACCGAUUAAGGAACAGCGACGGUUGGUCCACGGGGCUGGGGCUGUGUCGCUGGCAUUAAAUGGGCGUGUAGGGAGGAGAGUGGCUUGCCUACUUGAUGGCGCGGGGACUAACAUGGAAAUGCUCGAUUUGGAGACCGAUCAAGUAGAGGAGGAUGAAGUUGAAGAAUAG